This is a messenger RNA of Odobenus rosmarus divergens (Pacific walrus), 6944 nucleotides long. It is a transcript of the gene TRIP11, whose product is annotated as thyroid hormone receptor interactor 11. The transcript is spliced from 21 exons. Gene Ontology annotation, cellular component: Golgi apparatus. The coding region runs from base 408 to 6344 and encodes 1978 amino acids. NCBI's taxonomy places the organism in Eukaryota, Metazoa, Chordata, Mammalia, Carnivora, Odobenidae. The record is from RefSeq and is a predicted model, not a curated record. Gene Ontology annotation, molecular function: small GTPase binding. Gene Ontology annotation, biological process: Golgi organization; endoplasmic reticulum to Golgi vesicle-mediated transport.
GAUCCGUCGCCGCGUUCAGAGUGGGUGUCAUGGCGGCCGGCGUCGAGUUGGCAGGAGUUACCCUCGGAACUGGGGAAAGUCACUAAAGCAGGGGAAGAAGUGGCCCAACCUGGACGUUGGGAAGUCGUGGGAAUGAGCAGAGGCCUCGCGGGGUUGACAGUGGCACUGGAGGCGGGCCCCUAGUAAUGUCCCAGGUCAGGCCUCUGCGUUUCUAGGCAGAGUCCGGCGGUUGGUGGGAGCCCCCCGAAGCCGGCGUUGCCUAGGAACCCCAUUGUGUUACCCAAUCUUGAGUGUUUUGAUUUGGACUGGUUCCGUGAAGGCAGCGGUUCGAGGACCUUUGGCGGGAUCGUCCGACGACGCUGGACGAUUUUCUCGGAGCGGACCAUAUCGUUCUCUAAACCGCAGCGAUGUCGUCCUGGCUUGGGGGCCUCGGCUCCGGCUUGGGCCAGUCUCUCGGUCAAGUCGGAGGCAGCCUGGCUUCCCUCACUGACCAGAUUUCAAACUUUACAAAGGAUAUGCUGAUGGAGGGCACGGAGGAAGUGGAAGCAGAAUUACCUAAUUCUAGAAGAAAGGAAAUUGAAGCCAUUCAUACAAUCUUAAGAUCAGAGAAUGAGAGACUCAAAAAACUUUGUACUGAUUUAGAAGAGAAGCAUGAAGCGUCAGAGCUUCAAAUAAAGCAGCAAUCUACAAGUUAUCGAAAUCAACUACAACAGAAGGAGGUAGAAAUCAGCCAUCUUAAAGCAAGACAGAUCGCACUGCAGGAUCAGCUGCUGAAGCUGCAGUCAGCUGCUCAGUCCACACAUUCAGGAGCUGGUGGCGUACCAGCAGCCCCUGCAUCCUCUCCCUUCGGCUGUCGGGUCAGUCACCCUGCUUCAGCUUUCCACGACGAUGACAUGGACUUUGGUGACAUAAUUUCGUCACAACAAGAAAUAAACAGGUUGUCAAAUGAAGUUGCAAGACUUGAAUCUGAAGUUGGUCAUUGGAGGCAUAUUGCUCAGACUUCUAAAGCACAAGGAUCAAAUAACUCUGAUCAAAGCGAAAUCUGCAAACUGCAAAGUAUCAUUAAGGAACUCAAACAGACUCGAAGUCAGGAAAUCGAUGACCAUCAACAUGAAAUGUCAGUUUUACAAAAUGCAUACCAACAGAAAUUGACAGAAAUAAGUCGUCGUCAUCGAGAAGAAUUAAGUGACUAUGAAGAACGAAUUGAAGAACUGGAAAACUUGUUACAACAAGGUGGCUCAGGGAUUGUAAUAACUCAUCACUCAAAAAUCCAUGAUAUGCAAAAAACUAUACAGGAUCUACAAAAUGAAAAAGUAGCAUCUAUAAAAAGAAUUGAAGAACUUGAGGAUAAAAUAAAAGACAUAAAUAAAAAAUUAUCUUCUACAGAAAAUGACAGGGAGCUUUUGAGGAAGGAACAAGAACGCCUAAAUGUUGAAAACAGACAAAUAACAGAAGAAUGUGAAAGCUGGAAACUGGAAUGUAGGAAAUUGCAGCCCGAAGCUGUGAAGCAAAGUGAUACUGUGAUAGAAAAAGAACGAAUCCUUCCACAGAGUACAUCGGUGGGAGAGGGAGUGCUCAAACUGCAGCGAGCACUGUCUGAUGCUGAAAAUGAAAUUUUGAGACUGAGUAAUUUAAACCAGGAUAACAGUCUCACUGAAGACAAUUUGAAACUUAAAAUGCAUGUUGAAACUUUAGAAAAACAGAAGUCCUUAUUGAGUCAAGAAAAGGAAGAGCUUCAGCUAUCACUUUUAAAAUUGAACAGUGAGUAUGAAGUAAUUAAAAGUACAGCUGCGAGAGAGAUGGAUUUGAAGUCAACAUUACACGACUUAAGACUGACUUUGGAGGCAAAGGAGCAGGAACUUAAUCAGAGUCUCACUGAGAAGGAAAUACUUGUAGCUGAGUUAGAGGAAUUGGACAGACAGAACCAAGAAGCUACAAAGCACAUGAUUCUGAUAAAAGAUCAGCUAUCAAAGCAACAAAUUGAGGGAGACAGCAUCAUUAGUAAACUGAGAAAAGAUCUAAAUGAUGAAAACAGGAGAGUCCAUCAACUUGAAGAUGAUAAAAUUAACAUGACUAAAGAGCUAGCCGUGCAGAAGGAGAAGUUAGUUCAAAGUGAACUCGUCCUAAAUGAUUUGCAUUUAGCCAAGCAGAAGCUUGAGGAAAAAGUAGAAGAUUUAGUAGAUCAGCUAAAUAAAUCACAAAAAAGUAAUUUAAACAUGCAGAAGGAGAACUGUGGACUUAAGGAACAUAUUAAACAAAAUGAGGAAGAGCUUUCUAGAGUCAGGGAUGAGUUAACUCAGUCUCUAAAUCGCGACUCUGGCAGUGAUUUUAAGGAUGACUUACUUAAAGAAAGGGAAGCCGAAGUCAGAAAUUUAAAGCAAAAUCUUUCAGAAAUAAAAAAGCUCAAUGACAGUUUAAACAAAGUUGCUUUUGAUCUCAAAAUGGAAAAUGAAAAGUUGGUUUUAGCAUGUGAGGAUGUAAGACAUCAGUUGGAAGAAUCCAUUGCUGGUAGCAAUCAGAUUUCUCUGGAAAGAAACACUAUUGUGGAGGCUCUAAAAAUGGAAAAAGGACAGUUAGAAGCAGAAUUGAGUCGGGCUGAACAGAGGCUGUUGGAAGAAGCCAGUAAGUAUGAGCAGACGAUUAAAGAACUGUCAAAGGCACGUGAUUUGAGCACCUCUGCUUUACAGCUGGAACAGCAGUGUUUAAUGAAACUCAGUCAAGAGAAAGACUUUGAAAUAGCAGAACUCAAAAAGAACAUUGAGCAAAUGGAUACUCAUCAUCAAGAAACCAAGGAAAUUUUGUCAUCUAGUUUAGAAGAGCAGAAGCACUUAACACAACUUAUAAGUGAGAAGGAAAUUUUUAUUGAAAAACUUAAAGAAAGAAGUUCAGAGCUUCAGGAGGAAUUGGAUAAAUAUACUGAGGCCUUAAGAAAAAAUGAAAUUUUGAAGCAAACCAUGGAGGAAAAAGACAGAAGUCUUGGGUCCAUGAAAGAAGAAAACAAUCAUCUAAAAGAAGAACUGGAACGGCUCCGGGAGCAGCAGAGUCGAGCUGCACCUGUGGUGGAGCCUAAACCCCUUGACAAUGUUACUGAGCUAGAGUCUGAGGUGUUGCAACUGAAUAUUAUAAAGGGGAAUCUUGAGGAGGAAAUAAAACAUCAUCAGAAGAUUAUUGAAGAUCAAAACCAGAGUAAAAUGCAGCUGCUUCAGUCUUUAGAGGAACAGAAGAAGGAAAUGGAUGAGUUUAAGUGCCAGCAUGAGCAAAUGAAUGUCACCCACACCCGACUCUUCUUAGAGAAAGAUGAGGAGAUUAAGAAUUUGCAAAAAACAGUUGAACAAAUCAAAACCCAGUUGCAUGAAGAAAGACAGGGCGUUCAAACGGAGAAUUGUGAGAUCUUUCAAGAAACGAAAGUACAGAGCCUUAACAUAGAAAAUGGCAGUGAAAAACAUGAUUUAUCUAAAGCCGAAACUGAGAGAUUAGUAAAAGGAAUAAAAGAACGAGAAUUGGAGAUUAAACUUCUGAAUGAAAAGAAUAUAUCUUUAACAAAACAGAUUGAUCAGCUGUCCAAAGAUGAGGUUGGUAAACUCACUCAGAUCAUCCAGCAGAAAGACUUGGAGAUACAAGCUCUUCACGCUAGAAUUUCUUCAGCUUCCUACUCCCAGGAUGUUGUCUACCUUCAGCAGCAGCUGCAGGCCUACGCUAUGGAGAGAGAACAGGUGUUAGCUGUUUUGAGUGAGAAGACUAGGGAAAAUAGCCACCUGAAAACGGAAUACCACAAAAUGAUGGAUAUCGUUGCUGCCAAAGAGGCAGCUCUCGUGAAGCUGCAAGAUGAAAAUAAAAAAUUGUCCACUAGAUCUGAAGGUGGUGGCCAAGAUAUGUUUAGAGAAACUGUUCAGAAUUUAUCACGUAUCAUUCGAGAAAAAGACAUUGAGAUAGAUGCAUUAAGUCAGAAAUGCCAGACCUUAUUGACGGUUUUACAAACAUCCAGCACUGGGAAUGAGGUUGGAGGUGUUAACAGCAAUCAGUUUGAGGAGCUUCUACAGGAACGCGACAAAUUAAAACAACAAGUGAAGAAGAUGGAAGAGUGGAAACAGCAGGUGAUGACCACGGUCCAGAAUAUGCAGCAUGAGUCUGCCCAGCUUCAGGAGGAACUCCAUCAGCUUCAGGCACAAGUUUUGGUUGACAGUGAUAAUAAUUCUAAAUUACAAGUGGACUACACUGGCCUGAUCCAAAGUUAUGAGCAGAAUGAAACCAAACUCAAAAGUUUUGGGCAGGAGCUAGCACAGGUUCAGCACAGCAUAGGGCAGCUGUGCAGUACCAAAGAUCUUCUUUUAGGAAAACUUGAUAUUAUUUCACCUCAACUCUCCUCCGGAUCAUCGCCUCCUUCCCAGCCAGCAGAGUCUCUUGGAACAGUUAAGCCUGAUACAUCAAGCGAGUCUUCUAAACAGGAGCUGGAAGAGCUAAGAAAGUCACUGCAGGAAAAAGAUGCAACAAUUAAAACGCUCCAGGAAAAUAAUCACAGGUUGUCUGAUUCGAUUGCUGCCACCUCAGAGCUAGAAAGAAAAGAACAGGAACAGACGGAUUCAGAAAUUAAGCAGCUAAAGGAGAAACAAGAUGUCCUACAAAAGUCACUUAAGGAGAAAGACCUCUUAAUCAAAGCCAAAAGUGAUCAGUUGCUUUCUUUAAAUGAAAAUUUCACCAACAAAGUGAAUGAAAAUGAACUUUUGAGGCAGGCAGUAACCAACCUGAAGGAGCGGAUAUUAAUUUUAGAAAUGGACAUUUUCAAACUAAAAGAAGAAAAUGAAAAAAUAGUAGAAACAACCAGGGAAAAGGAAACGGAGUAUCAAGCAUUACAGGAGACUAAUACAAAGUUUUCCAUGAUGCUUCGAGAAAAAGAGUUUGAGUGCCAUUCAAUGAAGGAAAAGGCUCUCGCGUUUGAGCAGCUACUGAAAGAAAAAGAGCAGGGCAAGACUGGGGAGUUAAAUCAGCUUUUAAAUGCAGUUAAAUCAAUGCAGGAGAAGACAGUUAAGUUUCAACAGGAGAGAGACCAGGUCAUGUUGGCCCUGAAACAGAAACAAAUGGAAAACAGUGCUUUACAGAAUGAGGUUCAACAUUUACGUGACAAAGAAUUACGCUUAAACCAGGAGCUAGAGAGAUUGCGUAACCAUCUUUUAGAAUCAGAGGAUUCUUACACCCGCGAAGCUUUGGCUGCAGAAGAUAGAGAGGCCAAACUGAGAAAGAAAGUCACAGUAUUGGAGGAAAAGCUAGUUUCAUCUUCCAAUGCAAUGGAAAAUGCAAGCCAUCAGGCCAGUUUGCAGGUAGAGUCACUGCAGGAGCAACUGAAUAUGGUCUCCAAGCAAAGGGAUGAAACCACACUGCAGCUUUCUGUCUCUCGGGAACAAGUAAAGCAGUAUGCUCUAUCACUCUCCAACCUCCAGAUGGUACUAGAGCAUUUCCAGCAAGAGGAAAAAGCUAUGUAUUCUGCUGAACUAGAAAAGUACAAACAGCUUGUAGCUGAAUGGAAGAAAAAGGCAGAGAAUCUGGAAGGAAAACUGAUGUCAUUACAGGAGCGUUUCGAUGAAGCAAAUGCUGCAUUGGAUUCAGCAUCAAGACUUACAGAACAGUUAGAUUUAAAGGAAGAACAAAUUGAAGAACUUAAAAAACAAAAUGAACUCCGACAAGAAAUGCUGGAUGAUGUACAAAAGAAAUUGAUGAACUUAGUAAACAGCACAGAAGGAAAAGUGGACAAAGUCCUAAUGAGAAACCUCUUCAUUGGACAUUUCCACACGCCAAAACAUCAGCGCCACGAGGUGCUACGAUUAAUGGGAAGCAUCCUGGGUAUCAAGAGGGAGGAAAUGGAGCAGUUGCUUCAUGAAGAUCAGGGUGGUGUUACCAGGUGGAUGACUGGGUGGCUUGGAGGAGGAUCAAAAAGUGUCCCCAACACGCCUCUGAGACCAAAUCAACAAUCUGUGCUUAAUAGUUCUUUUUCAGAACUUUUUGUUAAAUUUCUAGAAACAGAAUCUCAUCCAUCUGUUCCACCACCAAAGCUUUCUGUUCAUGAUAUGAAACCUCUGGAUUCACCAGGAAGGAGAAAAGUAGUUACAAAUGUACCAGAAAGUUUUAAAGAUACCACAGAAUCCAGAUCUGGUAGAAGAACAGAUGUGAAUCCAUUCUUGGCUCCCCGCUCUGCGGCUGUGCCUCUCAUUAACCCAGCUGGACUCGGACCUGGGGGGCCUGGGCAUCUUCUUUUGAAACCCAUCUCAGAUGUGUUGCCCACAUUUACACCUUUGCCAGUGUCACCUGACAACAGUGCUGGAGUUGUGUUGAAAGACCUUUUAAAGCAAUAGGUGAUUCUCAAGCCAGAGACAACAUACGUAGCACUUUAAAGAAACCAUAAACACUAUAUGUAUGUACUUUACCACAAAGUGGCCUUUCAGAAAAAGUCAUGUAUUUGUUUGCAGUUGUACAUUCUCUAAACUUAAUAAAAAUAUUCUUUUUGCUUUUAGAAAUUGCAGGUGUCACAGGAGGAAGUGUUUGCUGUAGUAUAUGCUUUUUUUCUUCUCUGAUUUGGCCUAAUUUAAGCUAGAAACAUUUGAUCUUUCAUCUUAAUUUACAAAAAAAAAUAUAAAGAAAGAUAAAAGUUUCUAGUAGCUAUAUAUCAGCUCUUUAUUUCUAUGAUUUUCAAGCUCAUUUAAGCUAGAGACCUGUGGUUUAUCUUUUAAAGAUAAUCAAGAGAUUUACAAAAAAGAAGGAGAAAAUAAUAGUGGCUUAUCUGUAUAGUGCAAACAAUUGAUCUGAAGCAUAUAUUGGUCAUCUUUUUUUUUUUUUUCAUUAGUCCUCUUGAGAGGACUUUGUGUAUAGACAGGCCAACAACAGGGUUGUGCCUCGGAGAUCAUAGGUGUCCGGACGUGGAAUGUGUGUGUGUUUGGUUCUAUGCAAUUUUAUCA